CUAGCCGUUACAGUUGUUGUGUCGAAACUGGUGAUCUAUCAAAAUCGGGAAUCCGACACAACACCGGACAACUGUGUAUAGUGAUACCUUAUGUGAGAUAGCGGCUGUGUGUGACACAGGAAGCAGCGUAACAGGUGUCAAAUUGAUAGCAUCUGACUCCGUCACUGAUUAUAAACAAGAUGAACAAAUACAGGAAGCAGAUGGCAGAGCAGUUCCUGAGUCAGGCCCUGGGCAUCAUCUGCCUGCUAACCGGAGAGGAAUAUGUCAUUAUGAAGAAGAGGCCCUCCCACAGCAGCAUUCACCUGCAGAGCAGCGGAGAGGUGCCUAUAAAGUUUGAUGAUGUUGCCGUGUAUUUCUCUAUGGAGGAAUGGGAGUAUAUAGAGGGACACAAGGAGCUUUACAAGGACGUCAUGAUGGAGACUCACCAAGCACUAAGGACUAAUGAGAUUCCAGGAAAUGAGAGCUCAGAACUAACAGGUCACAGAGAUGAAAAUCUAGACACAGAAACACAAGGAGAACUUGUACAGAAUAUUCAGCCAGUGGAGAGCCCAUCAGACGUCUUUGCAGAACUAACAGGUCACAGUAAUGAAAAUCUAGACACAGGAUCACAAGGAGACCUUGUACAGAGUAUUCAGCCAUCAGAUGUCUCUGCAGGUACCUUGCUAAAAGCCUCCCGAAUUUAUUGCGGCCCUCAUAUUGUCUUUGUCGGUUAUGAAAUGCUUUUCUCUUAA
Bombina bombina (fire-bellied toad) is the source of this 731-nucleotide messenger RNA. Its product is annotated as gastrula zinc finger protein XlCGF66.1-like. Gene Ontology annotation, biological process: regulation of DNA-templated transcription. Bases 180 to 731 code for a protein of 183 amino acids. The transcript has 7 exons. NCBI's taxonomy places the organism in Eukaryota, Metazoa, Chordata, Amphibia, Anura, Bombinatoridae. The record is from RefSeq and is a predicted model, not a curated record.